This is a messenger RNA of Alternaria novae-zelandiae, 570 nucleotides long. RefSeq lists its product as uncharacterized. The coding region runs from base 1 to 570 and encodes 189 amino acids. NCBI's taxonomy places the organism in Eukaryota, Fungi, Ascomycota, Dothideomycetes, Pleosporales, Pleosporaceae. The record is from RefSeq and is a predicted model, not a curated record. The transcript is spliced from 3 exons.
AUGGUGUUGCAAGAUGAGCGCAAUAUCUACGGUGCUGUCCUCGAAGGAUCUUACAUCGUCGUAGAAGGUGCAUGUGUCAUGCUCGAGGGAUUCCGUCAACUAUUGGAUAUAUUCAAGAUCGGCCCCAAAACAGACGAUCUGUUAUACGAAAUGAGCCUCGACACGCAAGGAGGCAACGAUUCGCCAAAUCGAGAAGCUGAGGAACAUCUCGACCCAAAAUGUAGACACAAGGAUGCGGUGGACUUGCUGCAGCGUCUUUCGCACGAGUCCGUACCUUUCGACUUCUGCAUGUUUCUGAGCGUGGAGAAACAGACCAGUUCGUGGAAGUGGGCUAAUGUACUACUGCUAAGUUGGCCGAUGCCACAGACGAAAUGGAAGAAGGAUCAGAAAUACGGGCCAUUCAAAGAAGGAGACACCGUCAAGCUCAAAGGCGACGAUGUAAUCUACAUCGUACUACGAGUUAUCGUCACCCUGGGCGAGAUCGCAAAGUACAUUAUUGAGAAAAAGUACAAUCCAGUGCCUAGGGCAAAUGAGUAUGAGGUGAACGAGGGGGAUCUAGUACCGGCGUGA